This is a messenger RNA of Hevea brasiliensis (rubber tree), 745 nucleotides long. RefSeq lists its product as uncharacterized. The transcript has 2 exons. NCBI's taxonomy places the organism in Eukaryota, Viridiplantae, Streptophyta, Magnoliopsida, Malpighiales, Euphorbiaceae. The record is from RefSeq and is a predicted model, not a curated record. The coding region runs from base 207 to 500 and encodes 97 amino acids.
GGGCAACAAAAGACAGACUCCUAAUCGCUGCAUAAAACUCGCAGUCGCAGCCCUAGCAACUCCGCGUCACGCAAAUCACGCGUACAAAACGACGCCUUCUUAUUCGCUUAACAAAACAAAGCCAAAGCCAAAGCCAAAGCCAAAGCCAAAGCCGAAGCUAGUCGUCACUGUCUUCAUUUGUGCGCGGAGCUGGAGAUUAAACCCCGAUGGCGUUGAACAACGGUCUCAGAUCCGCCUCCAAGUUAUUAUCCGUUUCUGAGUCGUUUCUUUCUAAGUCAGUGAACAGAGGCAUCCACUCAACAGGAGUGAAGAGGAUGGGAGGUCAUGCACAUGGCCAUGAUGAACCAUUCUACCUUCAUGCAAAGCACAUGUACAACUUGGACAUGAUGAAAUAUCAGAAAAUCAAAAUGCCUCUUGCUGUUUUCACUGCAUUCAGCAUUGGUGUCAUUGUUCCUGUCUAUGCUGUCAUUUUCCAGCAGAAAAAGACUGCUUCUGCUUAAGUCAUGACACCUUGGUGCAAUAAUAGGAGCAAGUUUCGAAUUCAUUUCUUGGGAACUGUUGGUAUUCCUAAGCUGGGUGCUUUAUGAUUAUUUUUGCUGUUAGUUUUCAAUAUUCAGUGUUGGCAAAUAGGAUUUAAACACUUUUUUUUUUCAAUAAUAUCACACAGUAACGAAAUCCAUUCUGUGGGUUCAAAUACUUUGCUUUCUUUAAUAUGCUCAGCUUAACAUGGUGCUUUGCAGUCAAA